AAAAUCUAAAGAUAAUGCUAGGCACAUGUUCGAAUAAUGAAUACGCUUGUCCAAUAAUUGGCAGAUAUUUUCAGCUUAUCUGUCGGCAAUUCGCUUGCUUGCUUAUUUAUAAAUAAAAGUCAACUGAAACCACUGCUAAAACAAUUGUGUUUAUUAACUUGUUAAGUCAACUACUAUAUUUCAGAUUCGCUUCUAAAAUGCAUGCCAAAUUCUGUCUGUUGUUUUUGUUUGUUGUGUGCAUUGCUGGACUUGUGUCGGCGAAGCCACAAGGAGAUCUUAAAGACUCUACCGAUUGUGGUGAAAAUGAGGAAUUCACAACCUGCGGCAACAUCUGUCCACAGAGAUGCGAAGGAGGUCUUCGUUUCUGCUCACUGCGCUGCUUUAUUGGCUGUCGUUGUAAAAGUGGCUAUGUGU
Messenger RNA from Bactrocera oleae (olive fruit fly), 414 nucleotides. NCBI's taxonomy places the organism in Eukaryota, Metazoa, Arthropoda, Insecta, Diptera, Tephritidae. The record is from RefSeq and is a predicted model, not a curated record.